AUGAUCCCUCCAAACGCGAAGUUCGGUGCUGCGAUAUUCCUUGUAUUUUUGUUCACGGAAAUUGUUGAGGGAAAUGAGAGAAUUUUGGGGGAGCCUCUCACCAUGGAUACGGUGAUCAGGGACACGUGCAGCAGAUCGUUGUCUACGUUAAUAUUCCAGAUUUGUACUGGGAAUAUGCGGAUCAGUGAUGUGCCGUCUGGUCGGCUUUCAAAUGUGCGCGGCAAGAGAGCCUCUAUGUUGUUCAAAGACAGAUUGAAGAGGCAAAUAGCUGAUGAGUGUUGUCUUAAUGCGUGUUCAGUGUCGCAGUUGGUCCAAUAUUGUCCAGAAACAUGUUGUGUAGUGGUCGAGAAACGAACUCCGGCCACCUUAAGCGCGAAUCUGCGACAGCGACCAAGGGUGCUCCCAGCCCGACCAGAACCAGACCCGAGCGCGCUUGAGGCGCGCGCGGGACGCUACGCACCGUGCGCGGAGCCAAUAGACCACCACACACGGGCCGUAUAG
Messenger RNA from Spodoptera exigua (beet armyworm), 501 nucleotides. The record is from the annotation of a GenBank genome assembly. Lineage: Eukaryota; Metazoa; Arthropoda; Insecta; Lepidoptera; Noctuidae.